This is a messenger RNA of Chiroxiphia lanceolata (lance-tailed manakin), 5392 nucleotides long. RefSeq names its product zinc finger protein 99-like. The record is from RefSeq and is a predicted model, not a curated record. Lineage: Eukaryota; Metazoa; Chordata; Aves; Passeriformes; Pipridae. Gene Ontology annotation, cellular component: nucleus. Gene Ontology annotation, molecular function: DNA-binding transcription factor activity, RNA polymerase II-specific; RNA polymerase II transcription regulatory region sequence-specific DNA binding. Bases 83 to 3358 code for a protein of 1091 amino acids. The transcript is spliced from 4 exons. Gene Ontology annotation, biological process: regulation of transcription by RNA polymerase II.
GGCGUCCCCUGGCCCGUUCCCCGCCACGCACGCGCGCGGGGGUGGAGGUUGGAUUUCAGCGCGGAUCCGGACGGGCCGGGAGAUGCCGAGGAUUCCAGAGCCGGAGAGGGACAGUGAGCCGGACGCGUUUCAGAUCGUGCUGCCAAUCACUGUCUUGGUGCUCAGCGAUGAGGAUUUUCUCCAGGGUGAUGCUGAGGAGCAGGACGUGUCCGUUCCCAAGGUGGAGCAGGAUUUUAACUUAAACAACAGCGUUUGCCUAAAAGAUGUUGUGGCAGCUUCAAACAACUGUAGCAGUGUAGGCAGCUGGGAUGAAAACAAGACUAUUUCAAAUGAAGAUAGUUGUAUUAAAUACUCUGAAGAGAAGUGGCUUGUUGAGGGUGUGUGCAACGCAUCAAAAUCAUCUUUAAGUGAUGGGUGUGGUGCAGGCCUGGAGAAACGUGGCCAAAAUUGCACGUUACCUACAUCGCCUUGCAAAACAGAAAUAAACAAAAUCAGUGGUGGAAAAGAAUGUGAUGGUGGCUUUCAGAAGAUUCCCACUCUCCUCUUUGCUGGCAGUGAGGUCAGAGAUGAUACCAGCCCAUUGAUGUUGCCAGUGGUACCCAAAAAAGAAGAAGAACCUGGUAGUGUUGCAGGUGUUCUUUGUGAUGGCAGUCCAGAGGGACAACCAGAAAUCCACAAGGAGAUGGAGGCAGUUGCUGAAAUGGAAGAUCCUGAUUCUUCAAAGAAUGAUAAUGAAGCUGAUACUGAAGCUGAUAAAAGAAAAAUAAGCAAAUUUGAAGAUGAAACUCUGAGUUCUCUUCUGGAACAUGGCUUAGAGGAAGAACAGAAAUUUACCUAUAAUUGUUCUGAUCCAUUUCUUAAUGGAUGUUCUCCUACUUCUAAAGAACUUCCAGAAGACGAAGGGAAACCUGAGGUGAAUGUUUCCACUUCUGCUGAAUCAAAUACUACUGGAGAGCAUAUUUAUAAGACACUAACACCAUUUCCUAGAAAAAGAUAUCGGCAACAAAAAGUUGUUUCUUCUCAUGCAAACCAAAAAGAAUUCCAAAGCCAGCAAGAAGGUUUAGUGUGGCAGAGUAAUACUUUGACCCUCUCACCCCUUUCUAAAACAUCUCGUUCUACAAAUAAGCAUGAAAGAUUGAAUUUCAAGUGCAGGUUUUGCAGCUCUAUGUAUAAAUGCAGUGCACACUUAAAGAAACAUAUUUAUUCAGCUCACAAAGAUGAGAAAAUACAUAAAUGCUGCUUUUGUAAAAGAACCUUUUUCUUCUUUUUCAACCUUAAGAAUCACCUUAAAUUGCAUAAAAAAAUUACCAGGUUGCAAAAAGCAAGAAAAAACAGAACAAAUGCAAGAAAAGGGAGGCAGAGAGGAUCUGAAGAAGGGACAUCUGAGACCAAGAAAAGAGAACGUAAAUAUGAGAAAUUUUUUGUUAAAAUUGAAAGGGACUUUACACCUCUGUGUGUGCCAGUUAGUUUUUCCUGCAGAAUGUGUUUCUUUGCUUCAUCAAACCCAAGGAGUUUUAUUCAUCACAUGAAGGGCCAUAAAGAGAGACCACCAUACCAGUGCCCUCAGUGUGACUACUCCUGCACUACCUUUUCCUGCCUGUUAACUCACAUGUACUGGCAUGCUGGGUAUAAGCUGUACCAGUGCAGAUUCUGCAGCUUCUUUUCAUUAUAUUUUGCAAGCAUGGUGAGGCACAGCUCCAUCCACACAGGGGCUAAACCAUGUUCCUGGGAGUUCUGCCAGUCAGCUUUCAGCAGCAGCUUGGAGUUAAAGAGACACAGGAGGCUCCACACAGGGACAGAAACGUGCCAAGGGCAGGAACUUGACUGUGUAAGUGGAAGGAAGAGAACUCGAAGAUCUUUAAAGAAUUAUUCAUGUGAUGAAUGUAACCUGGUGUUUUACACUAAAGGAGAUCUCAACUUGCACAAGACAUUUCAUGAACAGUUCAAGGCUAAUGGUUAUACAGAUCAGAGCAAUAAAUACCACAAAAUAUGCAAAGGUGAGAGUGAUUCUCAGGGCCACGUUUCUCUCUUUGGUAGAGAAAAUGAUUGUCUCAGUGGGGCAAUGCUGGCUUCAGAAGUAGACUGUGAGCAAGCAGGUGAUAUGCAGGGCAAUAAGAAAAUGUGCUCUGGAAAUAAAUUCCCUGAAAACAGUCUUGGAAGCAACAGCCUGGCUAUUGCUGGGAAUAGAUCAGAAGUCGCUCAGACGUCACACAAAAUGGACGCUGUCCUUUACAAAGAGGAACCUCUCUUCAAGUCAGAGGCCUCUCAUUCACAAGUGCAAGAUGACAAUGCAUACCAUAACUCUGUGGAAAACUCAAAGGAUUCAUGUUCUUCCACUUUAAAUACAUUCAGAACAUACAUGUGCCAACACUGCAGUUAUGCUACUGAUGUUCAGAACAACUUCAGGCUACACCUAAAGAUACAUACAGAUGAAAAACCAUUUGUAUGUAAAGAUUGCAAUAAGACAUUUAAAACAUCCAACCAUUUGCAGAAACACAGCCUCCUUCACGUAAAGAAUGAACAGGAGUUGGACAGUUGCUUCUAUGUAGAGAAGGGUUUGGAAAAUCUUGAAUUGCAUCGUGAAAUUCAUGGAGGCACAUGUCCAGAAAGGGAUUUUGGUUCCUCAGAAGGUUCAAACAGCUCCUUGCUUGGUUCAAAAGUCUUUGGAGUACAGCCAGAUGUUCAGAGGGACAGGAAAAACGAUUUGCUAGCACAGAGUCAGCCACUAUUCUACCAGUGUGCAGAGUGCAGGUACAAUACUUACCAUUUAAGCAACCUUGAACUCCACGUAAGAACUCACACGGGUGAGAAACCUUACAGCUGCACUGUUUGCCAGAUGAAGUUUCGUACUUCCAGCCACCUGAAGAGACACAGAGUGACACAUUUUAACACAGAGCGUUUCAAGUGCAGGAACUGUGACUACUCCACAAACCAAUGGCUGGCCCUGAAACGUCACCUGGCUUCGCACUCCGGCGAGGGAAGCUCCUCUCUGGGCACAGCUCAUCUCUGCGAUCACAAGGAGCUCCCUGUGAAAACGUACCGGUGUGAGGAGUGUGGCUAUUGCACGGCCCACAAGGGGAACAUGAAGCCCCACCUGCGGAUCCACACCGGGGAGAGGCCGUUCAAGUGUGGGCAGUGUGCCCUGGCCUUCCGCACCUCCAGCCACCUCAAGCGCCACCUGCUGACUCACUCGAGGCUGCGCUGCAGGAGGUGUAAAUACUCCACGCUGGAUAAACGGGCUUUCCAAAAGCACGUAAAAACACACAGAAAAAAGUACACCUGCGGGAGGUGUAAUGUGGCACUGCCUACCCAGAAACUGCUGGAAAAGCACGAGCGGCAGCACAGGGGUGGGAUAUAAGGUUGGGAGUUGGCACUUGGUUCUAGAGUGGUUUGUGUGUUCUGAAUUUGUUGAGGCUUUACAUUCCAGAGCGAGGGCUGGUAAGGGAUACAUCCAGCAUUUUGGUCCAGAGAGUGAAACUUGGAGGACUGGUUUGCUCCAGGUUUUUCAGAGAGGUUCAGUUCUAGCACAGGCUGUGCUAAAGGUCUUGGAGACACUUCUUCAUGCCUGAGUAACUGCUUAAUACCAUGAGUCCUGUUAGGAUUUGGCCAUCACUUUAAACAGUUACUGUGUGCCACUUAUUUUCUUGUAAAAAAUUAAUAAAAAUCGCUUUUCUAACUGAAAGAAUGCUUAAAGGGAGGGAAAGAAAUACAUGUUAUAUAAAAAUUAUCAGUGCAUCUGGAGGCUUAAUGCUACCUCCGAUCUGCUGAAAGUUGCGUCCCAGGUUCUUUUGAAAUACUUGUAAGAGAAGGAAAAAAGUCUCUCACAAAACUAUGGAAACAAAAUAUUCAUGUCAUCACUGCAUAACUGUGAUAUGAAGAUGUUUUCUAUAUGUAUAUAAAAGGUUUAUUAGGCAGUUAUCUUGUUUGUAGUUUUGAUAAUUUUGUGAGCAGUCUGACAGAAAGGGUAAUGUCCUGAAUAAUUUAUUUUAUGAUACUAAGAAUCCUUAAAUUAAUUUUCAGUUUUAUGUUAGUGUCUAAUGUUAACAACUGUGGUACAAAAUGCCUUACCUUUUCUCAGGCUGGUAGUUACUUUGUUGUUUGUAACAACAGAUGAUGUCAUUUUCAAAUAACUUCUGUUAUUUUGAGCACCUGCUGAUAAUUGUGAAUGCUAUUUAGUUACAUUGAAAACCUUAGGAAUGUCUUGAACUGCUUAAAUUUAUUUUAAGAACUUAACUGUUCAUCUAAAAUACCAUGUAAGAGCCACAUGCACCAAACAGUUGGUACAGAGUAUGGUGAAGGCAGGUGGGUGCUGCUUCCAGUUUCUAUUUAUAUCUAGACAAAUCUUUGAUUGUUUUACAGUUAUAGAGUGCUAGAAACUUUGAGUGGACAUCACUGAUUGUGAUAAGUGGUUUUGAUAACAAUCUUUUACUCUCUUGUGUGAGGAAAGACAACAGCAAAGGGCUGGUGUGAACUGUCCCCUGAUGUUACAGAUCAGUCCAUGAAGAAGCAGAAUAAACCUGUAGCUUAAUUUAGAGAAUGUAAACAUGGCACUUGUGGUGCUUUUCUACUGUUCCUAAAGUGUGUACUUUUCUUUAGAAAUAUAGGUAAUGUCUUGCAGAGGGUUUCUGGUAAAGCAGGAGGGAGGCUGGAUAUUUAAAAGCCAUUACAUGAUCCUGGGCAACCAGCUCUGGGUGGCCCUGCCUGAGCAAGGGCUUGGGCCAGAUGUUCUCCAGAAUUCCUGCAGCCAUUCCGUGAUUUGGAACACGAUUUUUCAAGAGUGGACUGAAACUCAUGAAUAGAUGCUUGGAUUUAAGGCCAGAUCAGCAAAGGUAUUCAAGUGAUCUAGUUCUUUGCAGCUGAGGUAAAGUCAGAAAACUGCCUGAACCAUGGUGGUUACAGAUGUUUGUAGUACAAGCUGGGAAGUCACCAUUUGGGAAUGAGUCGUUCAGAUCUUGGAAUGAUUGAGGCAACCAGCUGAUACAGUUGUGAGAAGAAUGUUAUCCUGUAUGAAGAAAGAAAAGCAUUUCUGGGAAAUAUUAACAGUUACACAAAUUUGGAGGCAUUUUUACCUGCAUUACUGUACAAUUCUGAUGGUUUAUUUGAAGAAAAAUUCCAAAGAAGAGGUACAAAGAGGAAACAAUGAAGAAAUUGUAAGCCUUUGUAUCAGAUGAGACUAGAAAAGCUAAAUCUGGUAGAGUUUAAAAGUGUGGUGUACAGUGAUAAGGGAGCCCAGUUUAUAGGGAUAAAUUAAUUUCAGUAAAUUUUUACAAGAGUUGGUAAACAUCAGUUUCUUCAAGAUGGAAGAACAACAAGAUAUUUUCAGAUGGAGUUUGACAAUUUUGUUAAAGUGUUCUAGGUUGUUGUUGCUAAUAAACAGUUUUUUGACUCCUGA